This is a messenger RNA of Scylla paramamosain (green mud crab), 630 nucleotides long. RefSeq lists its product as uncharacterized. The transcript is spliced from 2 exons. The record is from RefSeq and is a predicted model, not a curated record. NCBI's taxonomy places the organism in Eukaryota, Metazoa, Arthropoda, Malacostraca, Decapoda, Portunidae. Bases 53 to 361 code for a protein of 102 amino acids.
AGCACACAGGUGCACAACACUCGGCCAUUACAGGAGUCACCUUGAGAGGUUCAUGGGUCACUUAAGUGGUGCCGGCACACAGCUGCUGCAGGAGUGGCGGGACCUGGGGGUGCUCAGCCUGGCCGUGUGUGACCAAGACGCCCAAGAGGUUCUGGCCGCCAUCAGCGCCGUCCACGUGUCAUUGCCUCGGCUACACAUCCUCUGCCUACACGUCCCCGUGGGUGCCGUGAGGACACAGGCGUGCACCACACGGCUGCCUGGCUGCCCAGGGGUGUUCCUCGUGUUGUCUGGCGUGGACGAGAGGCUGCUGGAGGAGGCGGCCCAGAUAGCACAGCUCCUGCAGCCCACACAGCGCCCGUGAGUGUGUGCCAACACUGCUCUCUCUCUCCUCUCCUCUCCUCUCCCCUCUUCUCCCUUCUCCUCCCCUCUCCUCUUCUCUUCCUUCCCCUCCCCUCCCCUCUCCUCUCCAUGCCUCUUUUCCUUUCCCCUUCUCUCCUCUUCUCUCCCCUUCUUUCCCUCCUCUCCCCUCCUCCCUCCCCUCUCCUCUAUUCCUCUCCUCUCCUCUUCCCUCUUGUCACCUCCCCUUUUCUAUUUCCUUUUCCCUCCCCUCACCUCCCCACCCUUCCUCUC